Carcharodon carcharias (great white shark) is the source of this 5837-nucleotide messenger RNA. It is a transcript of the gene thbs1b, whose product is annotated as thrombospondin 1b. Gene Ontology annotation, molecular function: calcium ion binding; protein binding. Gene Ontology annotation, cellular component: extracellular region. Gene Ontology annotation, biological process: cell adhesion; negative regulation of angiogenesis. Bases 255 to 3764 code for a protein of 1169 amino acids. The transcript is spliced from 22 exons. The record is from RefSeq and is a predicted model, not a curated record. NCBI's taxonomy places the organism in Eukaryota, Metazoa, Chordata, Chondrichthyes, Lamniformes, Lamnidae.
ACGGUAGUAUCGAUCUCCGGCACCCAUACCUUCAAGAGGGGUUGCUCCUUCAGAGAGUUGAGGAGGGGGGGCAAAGAGAACGAGAAAGAGAGAGAAACAAGUAACUUUUCGCAUCUUUGGGAAGCCUUGCAGAAGGACUCGCUGCAUUUCGGAUUUGUAACUUGCUUUCAUCUAACGCGGAGCUAUUACUGUUUGCAUUGUUCACUGGAAGAUUGAAAAGGCUUCUGUGCCGGUUGUGAGUUCCUCUUCCAAAAAUGAAGCCACUACAGGGACCCUUGCUGCUUCUCCUAAUGAUUGUAGCUUGCUCGCCCAAGCAGAUUCAAGACGCCGGAGUGGAUGGGGUCUUUGACUUGUUCGACAUCACGGGGCUCACUCGUAAAAAUGUCGGGGUGCAUAUGGUCAGGGGACCGGAGCCCAGCAGCCCGGCUUACAGGAUCGUGAACCCCGAGACCAUUGCCCCGGUUUCCGACAACAGCUUCAGUGACCUGAUCGACCACAUCCAACAGGAAAAGGGAUUCAUCUUCCUGGCGACCCUACGCCAGAUGAAGAAAAGCCGGGGUACCUUGGUGGCGAUCGACGCCCCGGGGGGGACGCGAAUCUUCGAGAUCCUGUCCAACGGCAAAGCGAACACGCUGGACCUGACCAUCACCGUCGCCGGCAUGCAGAGCAUGGUGUCCAUCACCGAUGCUCACCUGGCCAAUGCCCGCUGGAAAAACCUCACCCUGUUCGUGCAGGAGGAUGUGGCCACCCUCUACGUGGGGUGUGAGAAGGUCAACAGGGUGGAGCUGGAGGAGGCUAUUCACAAAGUGCUGAGGCACGGGGACUACAAAAUGAGGCUGGCAAAAGGAGGAACGGGUCUCAGGAACGACUUCCAGGGAGUUCUGCAGAAUGUGCGUUUUGUGUUUGGGACCAACAUGGAAACCAUCCUGAUGAACAAGGGCUGCUACAGCUCCUCUCGAGGGAUUCUCUCUUUGCCUAUUGGGGGCUCUGAAAGUCCAGCCAUCAGAACCAAUUUUUACGGUCACAAAACCAAAGAUCUUCAGAUGGUCUGUGGCAUCUCCUGUGAGGAACUGUCCAACAUGUUCACCGAACUCCAGGCUCUCAGAACCAUGGUCACUCAGUUGGUUGACAAUGUCCAAAAAGUGACUGCAGAAAAUGAAUUAAUUGCACAGACGAUUGGAAUCAAGCCGAUAGGAGGAUGUAUUCACAAUGGCAUGACCUACAAAGACAAGGACCAAUGGAAAGUGGACAACUGCACAGAGUGCACUUGUCAGUCGUCGAUCACCUUUUGCCAAAGGAUUUCCUGCCCUACUAUAUCAUGUGCUGUCGCUGUAGUCCCAGAUGGGGAAUGUUGUGCCCGAUGUCCAUCAAUUCCAAGUGAAUCUGAGGCUGGCUGGUCUCCGUGGUCUGAAUGGACACAUUGUUCUGUCACCUGUGGAAUUGGAACCCAGCAGCGAGGCCGCUCCUGUGAUCGGAUUAAUAGCGACUGUCAUGGGACCUCUGUUCAGACUCGCAGCUGCCAUUUAGAAGAAUGUGACAAGAGAUUCAAACAGGAUGGUGGUUGGAGUUAUUGGUCCCCUUGGUCAUCAUGCUCAGUGAGCUGUGGAACCGGUGUGAUCACUCGGAUCCGCCUGUGUAACUCCCCAAUGCCACAAAUGGGUGGCAAAGAAUGUGUGGGACAGAAGAGAGAAACUGAAAAAUGUGAACAGGUCCCAUGCCCAAUUGAUGGAAACUGGGGUGUCUGGUCACCAUGGAACUCUUGUUCUCUCACCUGUGGGAGAGGAGUACAGGAACGUACACGUCUUUGCGACAGCCCAGCACCUAAAUACGAAGGCAAAAACUGUGUGGGUAAAUCGAGGGAGAGUCAGCUAUGCAACAAACUAGAGUGCCCAAUCGAUGGAUGUAUAUCAAAUCCAUGCUUUGCGGAAAGCAAAUGUACCAGCUUUCCAGAUGGCUCCUGGAAGUGUGGUCCCUGCCCUCGUGGUUACAAAGGAGAUGGCAUUCACUGUGAGGACAUUAAUGAGUGCACUGAGGUGCCUGACACCUGCUUUCAAGUCAAUGGAGAGCAUAGAUGUGAAAACACAGAGCCAGGUUACAACUGUCUGCCCUGCCCACCACGAUACACUGGUGCUCAACCAUUUGGCAGAGGCAUCGAGGAGGCUACAAAGAACAAGCAGGUCUGUGAGCCACGUAACCCCUGCAAAGAGGGAACACACAACUGCAACAAGCAUGCCAAAUGUAUUUACCUUGGUAUCUUCAGUGACCAGAUGUUCCGCUGUGAAUGCAGGCCUGGCUUUGCUGGCAAUGGCAUCAUCUGUGGAGAAGAUACUGACUUGGAUGGUUGGCCAAAUGAAGACCUCACCUGUGUAAUCAAUGCUACUUACCACUGUAAAAAGGACAAUUGUCCAUUCCUCCCCAACUCUGGACAAGAGGAUCAUGAUAAGGAUGGAACUGGUGAUGCCUGUGAUAACGAUGAUGAUAAUGAUGGCAUUCCAGAUGAGAGGGACAACUGUGCAUUCCUGUUUAAUCCUCGCCAAUAUGACUAUGAUCGGGAUGAUGUCGGAGAUCGUUGUGACAACUGCCCUUACGAUCAUAACCCUGACCAGGCAGACACUGAUGCAAAUGGAGAGGGAGAUGCCUGUGCCAUAGAUAUUGAUGGAGAUGGCAUUCUGAAUGAGAAGGACAACUGCCCAUAUGUGUACAAUGUUGACCAGAGGGAUACAGAUUUAGAUGGUGUUGGUGAUCAGUGUGAUAAUUGUCCACUAGAACACAAUCCAGAACAAACCGAUUCAGACUCUGACCUGGUGGGCGAUAAAUGUGACAAUAACCAGGAUAUCGAUGAAGAUGGUCACCAGAACAAUCUGGAUAACUGCCCCUACAUCCCCAAUUCCAACCAGGCAGAUCACGACAAGGAUGGAAAGGGUGAUGCCUGUGAUCAUGAUGAUGAUAAUGAUGGUAUUCCUGAUGAGAAGGACAACUGUAGGUUGAAAGCCAAUCCUGACCAACUUGAUUCUGAUGGUGAUGGCCGAGGAGAUGCUUGCAAGGAUGAUUUUGAUGGGGACAAUAUCCUGGAUAUCUAUGAUGUUUGUCCUGAGAACUUUGAGAUCACUGAGACCGACUUCCGCAAAUUCCAAAUGGUACCACUGGAUCCUAAAGGAACAUCCCAAAUUGACCCCAACUGGGUGGUCAGACAUAAAGGCAAAGAGUUGGUACAGACUGUUAAUUGUGAUCCUGGCAUUGCUGUAGGUUAUGAUGAAUUCAAUGCUGUGGACUUCAGUGGUACUUUCUUCAUUAAUACUGAACGAGAUGAUGACUACGCUGGAUUUGUAUUUGGGUACCAGUCCAGCAGUCGCUUCUAUGUGGUAAUGUGGAAACAAAUCACACAGACAUACUGGCUUGAUACACCAACCAAAGCACAGGGAUAUGCUGGACUCUCUAUCAAAUUGGUGAACUCAACAACUGGCCCAGGAGAGCACUUGCGUAACGCACUCUGGCACACUGGGAAUACAGCAGGACAGGUUCAAACUUUGUGGCAUGAUCCUCGCAACAUUGGUUGGAAGGACAGGGCUGCUUACAGAUGGCAAUUAACCCACAGACCCAAGACUGGAUUCAUCAGAGUUGUAAUGUAUGAGGGGAAAAAGAUCAUGGCAGACUCUGGGGCCAUCUACGAUAAAACCUAUGCUGGUGGACGAUUGGGUCUUUUUGUCUUCUCUCAAGAAAUGGUUUACUUCUCUGAUCUCAAAUAUGAGUGUAGAGAUUCGUAAUGUCAGCAUUCCUGGAUGUGGAAAUGUUUAAAAGAUGGUGUUGCACCUUUCUCUUUUCUUGGAACAAAUCCUGGGACCAUAGUUUCCUUCUUCCUUGUUUUCCCUUUUAUUUGUGGAAUCAAAAGCACACGGACCUUAUCAGCUGAUAGAACUCACUGGAUCUUAUCAACACAAAAAAUACAGCAACAAGUCUGCAAAGGAAUUGCUCCCCAUGUCACAACUGACUUAUAGUAACUUGUUUUUUUGCUUCUGAUGAGCGCAAAUUGCAAUCACAUUAAUAACACCUCUGAACCGUCUGGAAUGAGCUUUACUCAGCAAGUCGUCAAGACAUUCCAGUCCUACGACAUCUCAUAGCUGGAGGUCCCAUGGAAGGAGAUUGCACGCUGUUAAUGAGACUAUCUCUGCUGUGGACAGUUAUUUAAUAUUAAAAGAGGGCCAUAUAUGGUGAAAAGAUAAAUGGGGUUUAAGUGAACAGUGUAAAAAGAAUUUACAAAAUGGUGGGGAGAAGAACUGUAGGAUCUUUCCUAUUUGUGAAAAAUGUUUGGAAGAAACCAUGGAGGAACUGUUACAUUUUCUUUUUGUACUGGACCUUAUUUGUUUCUUUGUCAAUAAAUUGAUAUUACUCACAUAGUGCAAAUGCUAGCAGCACAUGAAAAGUGAAAAUCUAAUUUCCCAAAUCACUCCCCCAAAACAAGUCAGUCCUCUAGAUACGUGAUGACCAAAGUAAGCCAGAGGGUGGAGCAUGUAUCUUCAGGUCCUGUUGCCAAGAAGAAAAGUGGAAGAUCAGACAUAGCCAUGGUUCCCACAAAAUGGCACUGCCAUCAGCUGGUGCUUUUAUUCCAAGUAAAGCUAGUCUGAUGGUAUCAAGCAAGAGCAGUCCAAGAGCACUCUCUUCAGCAUCUAUGCUGGCCUCAUGGAAAGGGCAUUUGCUUUGAAUACUAUGGUUAGAAAGGCACAAGCAGACAGUUGAAAGAGAUUGUUCCUCUCUUUAACUAAUGUUUGCCAAAAUGGCAAAUUGUUCUGCCUGUAGAUAAAAAAAAAAUACAAUUGUUAAUGUCGUCGAUUAUUUAUUUUCUUAUCCUGGAUGAAAUGAGAUUGAAGGACACUUUAAAAAGAAAAAUGGCGGCAGACUAUCCAUGAGAGUUUAUCACUAGUCUUUGUGUGCAUUGUAAGAUUGUAAAUACAAUUAUUUAUUAACAUUGUUCUAUAUUGAUGCUAGCUAGUUUAGGAUAUUUUUGUUCGUUUGAAAGUUGUGUCCUACUUGUUGUUUGAAAAGGACAGCCCGUGGUGAGGCUGAAAAUGGGAGACUCUUUGAGUCUGUAAGCAGUGUGUUUCUUGCGGGCUUUAGGAUGCAGUUCUCUUCAUUCUGCUUAACAACAGAGUAGCCCUCUUAAGAGCCUAGAAGCUGUUUUUUUUAUUCUCUCUUCAAACACUUGUGCCUUGGUACACGUGGAUCGAUAUCUUUUCCAAAAAGUGAAAAAGGUGAAACUUCUCUAUGUACAAAUAUUACCUCAUUGUUGUAUGAUUGAUAAGAACCUUUGGAUCAAGCAGCAGAAAACCUUGCUCACGUGUCUAAAGUCUCUCGAAGCUACUGUAGUAUAAAAAAAGGCUGUGUACAUAGUCAAAAAUUUAUUUUUGCAGAAGAAAAAUGUAUUGCCCCAGUAAGGAAACAGCAUCGAAAACAACAGAUUUUUCUCAUGCUGCGGGGUGUUGGUUAAUUCUCCCCAAACGUCCUGUACGACAUUGCUCUUUUUUAAAAACAAAUGUUUGUAUAAAUUAUUGAGUUUUUCAGUUGCAACUUGUAACAUUUAAGCAGGUAAACAAAUCUCAUUAUUUUGUAGAUAAGCUAUUUAAGUAAUUUAUCAGAAAAUGUUACCUAGAGUUAGUGUUUCUGUCUGUAUGACACCUUUUGCACACUGAAUUGAAGAUGUUGCUUUUUUACAUACCUUUUUUUAAUCAUUAGCAGUUGCUUCUUUUGUACACCCCUCUAACCAUUUUACAUUUAAAGCUGUUCAAGACAUACAGUGCUGUUUGUGACAAAUAUGAAAUGACAAUAAAAUGUAUAAAAAUCUA